GGCCUCUCUGCCAAUUUUAAGUUUUCAAUUCAUAUAUUUUUGUGUCUCCCGUCUUUCGUUGAAAUGGAAGCAGUUCCUUCUUUUUGCGCAUAGCCAUACAGAUCUAAUUUUUAAUCACACUCGUUUUAUCUCAACAUGCGCGGUACGACUUCGAUAAUUUUGGCCCUCGCAGCGGUUGCGCGCGCCGCUGAACUCAGUCUCAAGAGCCGCGAGGUGACCGCAGGCGAAGAGUUUGAAGUUGAGGUUGUCAAUGCGACCGAGGCGGGCAGUGGAUAUCCAGGAAAGAAGACAACGCACCUUCAAUUUGGAAUUUCGAGCAUGGUAUAUGCCAAUUGGAUGUGCUCUCUGACCGAAUUCGUACCUGCUGAAGACGGCACGUUCAAGCUCACGAUUCCCCCAGAAAUGGGCCCUUUUGGUAGCCACUACAAACUGGCGUACUAUGGCUACGAAGAUCCCGAAGAGGGUACCGUCGGCGAUUCCAUCAUCCGGGGUAGCAACAAGUUCAUGCUGUACCUGCACGGCGCCAAAGGCCAGUUCGUCCCAGCCGAGACGGUCGAGCAAUUGAAGUACAACGGCCUGGUGGGCUUCUGGAAUGCAGACAUCCCAUGCAAGAGCUAUCCGUGCGCGCAGAAGUGCGCACAAGAAGAGGUCCCGCUGGACUAUGCGUGGAAUGAAGGAUCCACUUGGAUGAAGUGCAUCACGGAGUGCGAGGGAGUCAUUAUCAAUCAUAGCAGGAUCAACCAGUUUCCCGCGACUUCGUCGACAGAGGUGGAGGUGCCGCAGAGCUUGCCGACGCCGACUGGAAGCUGCACGGAGGAUAAACUCGAGACGAAGUGCGGGAAUGACUGUUGCAGCGAAAACGAAUACUGCUUCGGCUAUAGCCAAUGUGUGCCGUUGCCGCUAGAUAUCGAAUCGUUGAGGAGCCGACUUGCAAGCAAGACAUCCUCUCCCUCGUCUACCAGAACAGGUAGACCAACAGGAGAUCACUAUCCGACCGGUUCUGCGACAGGAUCGGUGAAUAUUGCAGGAACCGCUUCGUCCGGUACAGGGUCAUUGCCGACAGAAACAGGUGCUGCCAAUGGUUUGGGUAUGGAUUGGGCAGUGGUGGGUGCUGUUGCUGGAGUGUUUGGUAUUGCAGGACUUUGAUGAAUACAGUCAGUCCUUAGCCAUGACCAUGUAGAAAAACAUAAUUUUGAUAAUUACUCAUUGAAAGCG
Molecule: messenger RNA, 1215 nt
Organism: Aaosphaeria arxii CBS 175.79
Lineage: Eukaryota; Fungi; Ascomycota; Dothideomycetes; Pleosporales
Exons: 2
Coding region: 136-1146 (336 amino acids)
Source: RefSeq, a predicted model, not a curated record